Molecule: messenger RNA, 2919 nt
Organism: Strongylocentrotus purpuratus (purple sea urchin)
Lineage: Eukaryota; Metazoa; Echinodermata; Echinoidea; Camarodonta; Strongylocentrotidae
Product: sushi, von Willebrand factor type A, EGF and pentraxin domain-containing protein 1-like
Exons: 15
Coding region: 1-2919 (972 amino acids)
Source: RefSeq, a predicted model, not a curated record
AUGGAAGGACCCUCUGACGUCAAAGUCUGGGUCUGUGGUGGGGAUGGCCAGUGGACCGGAGAGCAACCGAAUUGCGAAGUUUUAACCUGUCCGUCGCCUCCCAUACCUGCGUACGGGGGAGUGAACCCGGUGGAGGCAGACCAGUACAGCUACGGUGACACCAUAGAUUAUAGUUGCCAGGACGGAUACCAGCUGACUGGGAGUGCUGAAAACACAUGUGGGCCUGACGGGUCUUGGGCGAACGAAGCCCCAGCGUGUCGAAUUUCCGGGACAUUGUGUGAUCCUCAACUCAAUGACGUCAUGACAUCGCAGCAUAGUUGCAUCAAGGCGAGUCAGUUGCUCGUCCAAGAUACCAUGACAUGGGAUGAUGCCAAUGCCACUUGUCAGGAUCUUGGUAGUACUGUUCCAGAUGGAAGUUGCACCGGAAGGAUUUCGAAUGAUGCCUUAGUUUUGCUUGAUUACCGCCACAAGUGCUACCGAUUCAGCACCGUCAUAGUGACAUGGUCCACAGCGAGAGAUACUUGUACGACAGAAGGUGGCUCUUUAGUGGAAGUCAUUGAUGGAAGCCUGCAAACCUUUUUGACCCAGCAAGCCAUGAACAUUGAGGAGAAUUUCGGAAUCGAAGCUAACUGGUGGAUAGGAGGAUACGACGAUGGUUCUGCAACAGACAGAGCUUGGUUUUGGAUGGAUAAUACAAGGGCUACUUACAUGUCAUGGAACAGUGGCCAGCCAACCAAAACUACAAAGAGAUGCGUGGAGGUUAACAGCGAUAUGAACCAUAACUGGAAUGACAGAGGUUGCAAUUCCAGACGACAAGCCAUGUGCCAAAUCGGAAUCGCAGCAUGUGGGGAUCCUGGAGCUCCAUCACACGGAACCAGAAGUCCAGGGGACAGAUCCACCUUCCUAGAUGGAGCUGUCAUUCAGUUCUCCUGCGAUCCUGGGUACGAACUAGAAGGAGCCACAGAGAUCACUUGCCAACCCGAUGGGAGCUGGGAUGGUGUCAAACCCUUAUGUGCAGUGAUAUCAUGUGGGGAUCAACCCCCUGCGGUCCUCAAAGCGCUGAUCACGGAUAUUUCACAUAUCUUCCGAGGGACUGCAGUUUAUACCUGUAACGAAGGGUCAGGGGCUUCUGGUAACCCACUCUCGCACUGCCAAGCAGACGCAACUUGGAGUCAACCAGAUUUUCAGUGCAUAGACUGUAGUAUUCCCGAAAAGACGUGUCCACACUGCACAGUUGUACUUGUGUCUACACAUACCUACCCGGUUGGAACGUACCUGCAGUGGAGGUGUGAAGAGAACUACGUCAUGGAAGGACCCUCUGACGUCAAAGUCUGGGUCUGUGGUGGGGAUGGCCAGUGGACCGGAGAGCAACCGAAUUGCGAAGUUUUAACCUGUCCGUCGCCUCCCAUACCUGCGUACGGGGGAGUGAACCCGGUGGAGGCAGACCAGUACAGCUACGGUGACACCAUAGAUUAUAGUUGCCAGGACGGAUACCAGCUGACUGGGAGUGCUGAAAACACAUGUGGGCCUGACGGGUCUUGGGCGAACGAAGCCCCAACGUGUCGAAUUUCCGAGACAUUGUGUGAUCCUAAACUGCAUUAUGACGUCAUGACAUCGCGUCACAGUUGCAUCAAGGCGAGUCAGAUACUCGUCAAAGAUACUAUGACAUGGUAUGAUGCCAAGGUCACUUGUCAGGAUCUUGGUAGCACUGUUCCAGGUGAACUGGCUAUGAUCAAGACAGAGGCCAUGCAAGAAGAUGUACGGGAUCUCAUCAAUCUACCAAAGACACUUGGUUACUCUUUUGAUUCCUAUUUCUGGAUAGGAGCCAAGGAAGAUACAAGGGCUACUUACAUGUCAUGGAACAGUGGCCAGCCAACCAAAACUACAAAGAGAUGCGUGGAGGUUAACAGCGAUAUGAACCAUAACUGGAAUGACAAAGGUUGCAAUUCCAGACGACAAGCCAUGUGCCAAAUCGGAAUCGCAGCAUGUGGGGAUCGUGGAGCUCCAUCACACGGAACCAGAAGUCCAGGGGACAGAUCCACCUUCCUAGAUGGAGCUGUCAUUCAGUUCUCCUGCGAUCCUGGGUACGAACUAGAAGGAGCCACAGAGAUCACUUGCCAACCCGAUGGGAGCUGGGAUGGUGUCAAACCCUUAUGUGCAGUCGUCAUUAUUGCCAUUGUUAUCAUCUGUAUAGUAGUCUGGAGAAGAAGACAAUUGAGGAAGUCCCCUGAUACAUCAUCGCUUGACACACCAACCUACGACUGCAUAGGCAAUAUUUAUAAUAUAUGCUUUACAAAGGACACCAGGGGCACAGUCGGGAACAACAACGAUUCCUAUAUCGGACUCGACCUAGGUAGGAUGCAAUCCGUUGAAACGGACGAAUCACGUUAUCUGGCUCUGGGCGAAGGCAUAACAGGACGUCCAAUAACAGCUACAGGAUCAAGUAGCCCUAGAGGGCGCCCAAAUACUGGCAUCAGUACUACGGAACUUGUAGAUGUCGACAACGAAGGUUAUGCUUCGCUAAGGAUUGGGGAAGUUCGGAGCAUUCAACAGUUACCUUACACGACUCUGUCACGCUGGGGGAAUUCUGACCAAAGGAGAGGGCAGAAUGUUUCAGAAGGAGACGUGGGUGGUAGGGAGGGUGCGGAUUUCGAUCAGUUUCGAUCUACUUUUGAAGCGCAACAUCGGAGCUCGAUAGACACGGACAUCAAUCUGUAUGAAACCGUGAUAACCCCGCGGCCGUCCAGAGACAUGGGAGUCCUUCGCAAGCAGGGUAGUCUCGGUGAGAGCGAGUAUGAAGAACUUGACAACAUGAACAUCAACCCUAAUAAUGAUGCUGACCCAUUGACAAGCCAGGGCGCCACACCACUGCCCAAUCAGAGUCCGUUGCAGCCAGCACUUCCCCUAACACAGCUCUAA